GUACGGCGAGCCGCCUGCCGGUCCUUUAACAAUGGGCGGCGCGAGCGCCCGGGUGCUGGGCCCUAGCUGAGGCGGGGGCUUCGCGGCCGACGGUCCGCGGCAUGAACGCUGCCGGCGCCCCGUGCACGCCGGCCGGGCUGGGGCUCUGAGGGCCGCGGUUCCGGACUGAAGUUGCGGCGUCUGGCCGGGCGCGCCUCCGGCUUCCAUGGAGCUGGAGGGGCAGUGGUGGCGAGGACAGCUGGCUGCGGAUAUUCACCAGGCGCUUCGGUACAAGGAGCUGAAGCUGCCUUCUUACAAGGGCCAGUCUCCUCAGCUGAGCCUCAGGCGGUAUUUUGCUGAUUUGAUUGCCAUUGUGAGCAAUCGCUUCACACUCUGCCCUCCUGCCCGCCAUCUCGCCGUCUACCUGCUGGACCUGUUCAUGGACCGCUAUGACAUCUCGAUUCAGCAGCUACAUUUAGUUGCACUUUCCUGUCUGCUUCUGGCAAGCAAAUUUGAAGAAAAAGAAGACAGCGUGCCUAAGCUGGAGCAGCUCAACAGUCUGGGCUGUAUGACUAACAUGAAUCUAGUGCUCACAAAGCAGACCCUGCUGCAUAUGGAACUGCUACUGUUAGAGACCUUUCAGUGGAACCUCUGCCUGCCCACAGCCGCCCACUUCAUUGAGUACUACCUAUCUGAAGCCGUGCAUGAGACAGACCUUCAUGACGGCUGGCCGAUGGUUUGCUUGGAAAAGACUAAACUCUACAUGGCCAAAUAUGCAGAUUACUUCCUGGAAGUGUCUCUGCAAGAUUAUGCCUUUCUAAAUUAUGCACCUUCUUUAGUAGCUGCUGCAUGUGUGGCUUCUUCGAGGAUUAUCCUUCGUCUGUCUCCAACGUGGCCCACCAGACUGCACCGUCUCACUGCCUACUCCUGGGACUUCUUGGUGCAGUGUAUUGAGCGGCUGUUGCUUGCUCACGAUAACGAUGUGAAAGAAGCAAACAAGCAGAGGGGACAGUCGACUCCUCAGUCGGCACAGCUAACUGUGUUCCAGACAGCGCAGCCGUCACGGCCGGUUCACUUCCAGCAGCCUCAGUAUCUUCCUCAGAGCUCCCUGCAGUACCGACACCCUGUGUCAGAACAGCCAAGCCGUCAGCAGAUUGUGUCUACCACACACACCUCGUCUUACACGCUACAGACUUGUCCUGCGGGCUUCCACACUAGUGUUCAGGGCCUUGGCCACACGCAGACUGGUGUUGGGAUGUCCCUGGCAAUACCAGUAGAAGUUAAACCCUGCCUCAGUGUUUCUUAUAACCGCAGUUACCAGAUAAACGAACCUUUCCCGUGUAUCACCCCGUGCUUUGAGAGGUGAUGGCGUACGUGUGCAGGCCAUAGAUGAUCCAGACUGUUCUGAGACAGAUGGCUCUGGGGCAAGCUUUUUGUACUCCUCUUCAGAAGGAAAGGAUACAAGUAGUACCACAGUGCAACAGGCCCCGGCACCAGAAGGCUGAGUACCCCUUUCAGUACCGGGAGUGCUCAGGAGGACUCUGCAGGCACUGAUGUGUCAAAGCCCGUGUGACAGCAAUGUCCCGGUUCCUGACUGAUGCUCCAAGUAUUUCAAAAUGCUCAGUACAGCAGAAAACGUGCUGUUCUAAGAUUUGCCCAGUGAUCGGCUUUGGCCUCAUACUGGCAUAUAUGUCAAAGACUUAGUGUUUAAUCUGUGGACUUGCCAAACCAUCUUUUAUGAAGGAAGUUGCAGUAUUAAUUUUUGAAGAAUUGUUUUAAUCUUGCAGCUCAGAGGUUUGUCAUUAUUAUUUUUUUGACCUACUGGUAGGUUUCUAAAUUCAAACUCACCAGUUGCUACAUAUACUAAUCUGUGCAGUUAAAAAAAAAAUCCAGAUGAUUUUUAUAUAACUUCAUAUCAUAAAUACAGGUGCUGGACUUAUAUACUACAGUUAGGGGCGAAGCAGAUACAUACCUUGAAAUCAUGGUCAUAAUUUUUGUUUUGCUCUGCUGCCUUUUCCCCUUAAGUGAUCAGCCCCGAUUCCUCAGGGUUAAGCACAUUUAACUCAGGGACCUUGUAGCACUUGGAAACACUUGGCUCUAACCAACAUGCCUUGGGAGGAGCAUUAGGACAUGAACUACCCGUGUAACAUCGGCUGCAGUGCUCCUGCCGGGAUGAGAAUCGAUCACAGCACAGGACAAAUGACGCGGGUCCCGUGUUCAUGCAUGGACAGGCUGGGCAUCACCCAGUGCAGCCAGUGGCCCAUACUCAGAUUGGCUGUUGCUCCUGAAGACAGUUUUCAGGAGAAGGCAUUCUAUAAAGUGCCAGUGCUAGAGUCGAGUCGGGUAGGAUUGUUCUGGAGUUGAGGGUGGCUAGGGUAGUGCUCAGGGUGGGCUGUCACAGCACUUUUGUUAUGGGAGGGUGGUUCAGUGAGCGCCCUUGGGAUCCAGCAAGUCAGGCAAGCAGGGUGCUGAUCUCAGUAGCCGCUUUCUGUGGUUGGCUGUGUACCUGCCCCGGGACAAGUCAUUGCAUUGGCAGUGAGUGAGAACAGCAGUAAUAGCCAUACCUAGGGCGACCUGGCCGUGAAGUACUGUCGGGAAGUAGGGGGACAGGCUUUAAAAGUAAAAAGAUCACUGAUAAACCGUAAGCAUGGUUCUCUUACCCAUGGAAGAGGAGGGGCUGGUGGGGGCACACUUUCUGGUUUAAAAUGAGUAAGACAUGUUUGUUUUUAUAAGAUAGCACUUGAAUAGAAGGGAAAUGGUGGCAGCUAUAAGACACAGUGUCUAUUGGCGAGAGCUCACUGUAAAGAUGUGGGUAUGCAGCAGGAGUCAGUGGCCUUUUCUGGGAAGGGAAGGGAGGGCUCCACAGCCUGGUGGACUGACAGGCAGCUCUGAAGGAGAAGUGCCGGUGGGCAGCUUCUGCCAACAGGAGUUCUUCGAGAAGUGUGCUUUCCUUAAAAGGAAGCUGACUUUUAUAUUUAGCAUACAUAAGGCCUGGUGAUGAAAACCACUCAGGUAAGAACACUUGUGACAGUUUUCAAGCAUGAAAGCUGUUGUAGGAACGUAUCACUUUUCCUCUUUAAAAAGGCUGCUAAUUCGAUUUUAUAAUUCUUAAGAAAACUUGAAUUAUUAGGAGGAAGUAGGUUCAAAAGAUAAUGUAUCUUUCACGUUCACAGAUAGCGGCCCGCAGCACGGAGUCCAAUGUUCAGUAUUGUAACUACCUCAGUCAUGCUGUGAAUGUAAGAGAUUGGGAGAGAAUCCUAGCACCCAGUGCCUGUGGUGAUUUAAUGUCUCGUCGGUGCUUUUAUUGAUUGGUUGUAUGUCAUUCUUGCUGUCAGAGAAUACUUGCCUUUUUAAAGAAGCUUAUUAACACUUUCCAGUUUAUAUUUAAAAAGCUAAAGAACACUGGAUUAAUCCUUUUUGGGGGGUAGAGUCAAGUAAUUGAUGACUAUUGCUGCAUACCCAGAUGGGGAGGCUGGUGAAUCAGGAUUAUUUUUAAAAACAGCAGAAUUCAAUAUAUAAUGCAACUCAACAACAGUUAGCUGGGGGUGGGGUGCGUGUGGGUUUCGUUUAAUUUAUUAAUUAGUCUUAAGAGUUUUUUGGUUUUUUUUCUGUUUUGUUUUGUGAUUACUGGACCAUCAUUAAGUGUGUACUGUGAAGAGAUUAAUGAUGCGUGUAAAGGACUUAACCAGAGUCCACUAAAUAAACACUAUUCAAGUACAAAAAUGCAAACCAAAAUAUCUGUGCUAUGACUAACUACAAACAGUGAGUAUGGUGCUAAGUCUACACAGCAGGGUUAGAUGAGUGCUAUGCACUUGAUUUUAAAAUAAAAGUAGUUUUCACUAAAA
Molecule: messenger RNA, 3824 nt
Organism: Mus pahari (shrew mouse)
Lineage: Eukaryota; Metazoa; Chordata; Mammalia; Rodentia; Muridae
Gene: Ccnj
Product: cyclin J
Exons: 6
Coding region: 206-1345 (379 amino acids)
Biological process (GO): regulation of cyclin-dependent protein serine/threonine kinase activity; mitotic cell cycle phase transition
Cellular component (GO): nucleus; cytoplasm; cyclin-dependent protein kinase holoenzyme complex
Molecular function (GO): cyclin-dependent protein serine/threonine kinase regulator activity
Source: RefSeq, a predicted model, not a curated record